This is a messenger RNA of Aspergillus melleus, 5373 nucleotides long. RefSeq lists its product as uncharacterized. The record is from RefSeq and is a predicted model, not a curated record. Bases 1 to 5373 code for a protein of 1790 amino acids. Gene Ontology annotation, biological process: fatty acid biosynthetic process; secondary metabolite biosynthetic process. Gene Ontology annotation, molecular function: fatty acid synthase activity; oxidoreductase activity; phosphopantetheine binding. The transcript has 4 exons. Lineage: Eukaryota; Fungi; Ascomycota; Eurotiomycetes; Eurotiales; Aspergillaceae.
AUGUUCUCGACCGUCUCGAAUAGCAGAUUACAACGGGAGAGCCUGCAAAAUCCGGCCUACUGGGUUGAAAAUAUGGUCCAGCCAGUCCGGUUCUCGCAGGCCUUUCAGCGACUGUGCGCAAAACGAGUUGUAAAAAAGAUUGACAGGAGCCACUGCGGGCUGAUGAAGAUCGACACCUGUUUGGAAAUUGGCCCGCACAGCGCCCUUCGCGGACCUAUCCGUGAUAUUGUCACGUCAAAGGAAGCCAAUAUGGAGUAUGCCUCCGCACUUGAACGCGGCUCUUCGGGGGUGCAGUCGAUAAUGCAGGCCAUGGGACGGCUUUGGUGUCUUGGGCAUUCGCCUCAUCUUUCCCGACUGAACGGCGAGUCCAGUAAUAUUCUUCCGCUGUCCGAUCUCCCUCCAUAUCCUUUCGAUCAUUCGGAAAGCUACUUCCACGAUAGUCGAAUUUCCAAGUCUCAUCGCCUGCAAGAGCAUCCCAAAACUCGUCUUUUGGGACACCGCGCCGUGGAUUGGAACCCCUUUGAGCCACAAUGGCGCGGCUUUCUGAGCGUAGCUGAUCAUCCUUGGAUCGAACAUCAUAAGAUCAAUAAUUCUGUCCUUUUCCCAGCUGCUAGCAUGAUUUCAAUGGCUAUUGAGGCUGCAGCCGAGGUUACUUCCGCGCAGGGAGUUAUCUGUGGCUAUGAGCUCAGGGAUAUUAAGUUCCACGCGGCAAUGGCAGUCCCAGAGGAUCAGAGUGUUGAGACGCAAUUGUUCUUGCAUUUUGACAGCAACACCACGGCGCGGAAUCGCUCCUGGGCGAGCUUUCGCCUCUGCGCAUACAUGCGCAACAACUGGGAAAACAUCUGCACCGGGCGCGUUCGCGCGGAGCAUACGUCCGAAGUAUCCGAAGUUGACAACGGACAAGGGACCGCAGAUCUCCUCCGCGAGCUUCAGCAGGAUAUUGAUUCAGUGACGAACACUGGCUCACCUGCUUCAGUGGACUCCCUCUACGAAUGCCUGCGAAACUGCGGGAUGGACUACGGGUCACUCUUCAGAAACAUCCAAAGUGCCCAUGUUUUAGGAAACCAGUCAGCUGGCCGUGUAUUUCACUGCGAAUGGCCACCAGGUGCAGACGAGAAAAAACCUCAAAGUAGAAUCGCCUUUUCCGGAAUGCUCGAUGCACUCCUUCAGCUCGCACUGGUGACCUACACCGAAGGGGGGAAAGCUAUGAAACCGACUCUAGUCCCAUCGCAGAUUAGGAAAGCAUGGAUAUCAAGCUAUGAUGAGGGCUGGGCGGACGCAAGUUCUGUUAGUGCCAUAUCCAAGAUAACGUCGCAGACGGAUCGCGGCACAGAAUGCGAGAUCACCGCGUUGAGCAACGAUGGGUCCAGGGUGUUUGCCCAGCUAGAAGGCGCCAAGAUGACUGUUGUCGAUACGAUUUCAAGUCCUUCCAGUUCUACCGACAGAGACAUUCCGCUGUGCUGGAAUCCGGUUUGGUUGCCUGAUCUGGACCUUAUGGAUGCUAAAGAGCUAUCGAGAUACUGCGAGGCAGGUCUUCCAGAAGAUGACGGGCCGACUGGGCUUCAUCAGCAACUACUCGCUCUCCAACUGGAUUGCUUAGAAUAUAACCUGGUGCAGUUUGGAAAGUCGCCUUUAAAACUUCCUUCUCAUUUGUCCCGCUAUAUUACAUGGGCAGGAGAGUUUGUCAAGAGACAUGGCCGGAACGUAUCUUUCUGUCGGGACCAUGAAGUCGACUACGAGGCACGGAUAAAGGAACAAGCAAACUAUUUAAAACAUUUCAACGCCCAGGGCAAGGUCCAUGCCGCGGUUGCACAAAAUAUGAAGGGAAUCCUGCUCUUAGAAAAGGAUCCCCUGGAUCUGCUUUUCAGCAGUUCCUUGCUUGAAGACCUCUACACCGAGCACAGCAAAGUACCGGGCUGCUUCGGACCAUUGCAGAAGUAUCUCCAGCUAUUCUCGCAUAAGCAUCCCAACGCGGAGUAUCUUGAGAUAGGCGCAGGAACGGGAGGAACCACUAUGCCGAUUCUCACGUCUUUAAGCCGCGGGAGCAUCUCACAGUCCACAUAUGCCCUGUACAAGCGGUACACUUUCACCGACAUCUCCGAAGCAUUUUUUGCACCAGCGAAAGGAAGAUUCAGCAGUUUUCCACGUUUGGAAUUCCAGCGCUUGAAUAUCGAACGGCCUGGCACAACCCAGGGCUUUUCUCCAGAAUCUUACGACGUGAUAAUAGCAGCGAACGUUCUACAUGCAACACAAGACCUUUCCACAACGUUGAGGAAUGUUCACCGGAUGCUACGCCCUGGUGGUAAGCUCAUUUUGCACGAAGUAGUGAAGCCAUCAUUAGGCAUAACUGCCUUUGUCAUGGGGCUUCUUCCUGGCUGGUGGUUGAGCAGUGAAUCGUUCCGCGCACAAGGGCCCUGCAUUGACGUCGACUGCUGGAAUCGAAUCCUUCAGGAAACUGGCUUUUCUGGUAUUGACCACGAAUUUCGUGAUUACCGUGGCAGUCAAUGCCAUGAACUUAGUGUUCUCGUCAGUACUAAGGUUCAGCAUCCCGGGACACCUUCUGGGGACUUUAACGGCAUAGAUAUUAUCACUGAUCAGACCAAUCACGGGGCCACCAUACUAGCUGAUUCCUUGCAGCGGGUCCUGCUAGAUACAGGCGAUCUGGAUUGCAAGCGUGCUAAUCUCGGUGAGCUUCGUGCUACACACACCUACCCGGAAUCCACAACCAUCAUUAUCGACAACCCGGAUCGGUCUUUGCUUCUCAAUCUAGAUGGACCUGGUCUGCAUUUUCUUCAGAAGCAGGUCCAGUUAUACAAAAUGAUUAUCUGGAUCUCCAGGACUGUGGAUGAUGGCUCGGGUCAUCCGUCCUUUGGGAUGGCUAGUGGCCUUAUUCGAUCUUGGCAAACCGAGGUCGAGUAUAGCAAGGUCUUGAGAAUUGGAUUGUCCACAUAUCAAGGCUCUCCCGCGGAGAAGUUACAUGCUGUCAGAGACAUCAUAGUUCGAUUCUGUCAAGGCGAUGACGAAAACUUUGAACUUGAAUACGAAGACCACGAUGGCCUCAUGAACGUCUGUAGACUCCAGAUAGACAAUGACUGUCGAAACGCCAUCUCCGACAGUCCAGCAGACGAAGUUCCCCAGCAAACAACUUGGCAAGCCUCUCCACCUCUCCGGCUCGUCACUGAAACGCCCGGCCUUCUGGAAAGCCUGAUAUUUGUCGAAGAUAGCCUCCACUCCCAGAAUCUCGCCGACGAUGAAGUGGAGAUCGAAGUUCGGAGCAUAGGCCUGAACUUCAAGGACUGCCUGAUUGCGCUGGGCCGCGUACCAGACCAAGAUAUAGGAAAUGAAUGUGCUGGGGUCGUCCGGGCAGUCGGAUCGGCGUGUGCAGGACACUUCCAACCUGGAGACAGAGUAUCCAUGUCCACCACCGAGUCAUUUAAAACCUAUGCGCGCAGCAAGGCACAAUGCGUCUGCCGGAUUCCCUCAAGCAUGAGCUUUGAUGAAGCAGCGUCGAUACCUACCCAGUUUGUCACGGCAUGGACAUGUCUUCACGAUAUCGCGCGGUUGACCAAGGGCGAGACCGUCCUCAUUCACGCCGGUGCAGGUGGAACCGGCCAGGCCGCCAUCCAAAUCAGUCAGUAUUUAGGAGCUCAGGUCAUAGUGACGGUGGGAUCGAAGCAAAAGAAGGAGCUGCUAGUAUCUGAAUAUGGCAUUCCAGAAGACCACAUCCUUUACAGUCGCGACUGUUCGUUCUCGACUGCGGUCAAACGAAUCACCAGGGGCCGCGGUGUUGAUGUCGUGCUAAAUUCGCUAGCGGGUGAUGGCCUCUUUGCCUCUUGGGAGUCUCUAGCACCAUAUGGACGAUUCAUUGAGAUUGGCAAAACAGAUAUCUUGGCGAAUUCCAACCUGCCUAUGUUCCCAUUCAACAAGGGGGUUACAUUUUCGGCCUUCGACGGCUCAAUGUGGAUGGUUGAACGGCCGCAUGAAGCGCAGAGAAACAUCCAGAUCAUAAUCGAUCUUUUCGCGGGUGGACAUAUGCAUACUGCCAGGCCUCUUAAUAUCUAUGGCAUUAAAGAUGUAAAGAGCGCUUUUUCAACCCUUGCGCAUGGGAAAAGUAGUGGCAAGCAUGUUGUGCAAGUGUCUCCAACGGCUGAAGUGAAGGCAAAGAUUCAAAAGCCAGUGUAUACUCUUUUGAAUGAUGCCACCUAUGUGAUUGCAGGAGGCUUUGGUGGAAUCGGCCGCACUAUCGCGAAGUGGAUGGUUGACAAGGGUGCACGCCACCUUAUCAUUCUGUCGCGUUCAGGCCUUGGAUCUCCAGCAUCGCGAGAACUAGUCGAAGCUCUGCAGGGCGCUGGAGCUACAGUGCAAGCACCGGCCUGUGACAUCAGCGACGAGGCUGAGCUUCGUCGUGUCCUUUCCGAUUGCGGCAAGGUAAUGCCUGCGAUUCGAGGAUGCGUGCAUGCUUCAAUGGUCUUGCAGGAUGUAGUCUUCGGUCAAAUGACCCACGUCGAAUGGGUAGCCUCGACCGCGCCCAAAGUGUCCGGUUCUUGGAACCUCCACCAAGUAUUGCCCGAAACGUUGAACUUCUUCAUCCUGCUUUCUUCCGUCUCUGGGAUAAUCGGCCACCGCGGCCAAUCUAACUACGCCGCUGGAAACACCUUCCAAGACGCCCUCGCCCAUUAUCGUAUCUCCAAAGGCCAAAAAGCAAUCAGUAUUAACCUUGGCGCGAUGGUUGACGACGGCUACCUCGCCGAGGUGGGAAAUAAACAUAUCAGGGAAAGAUUGUUAAGCGCAGGCGCCAUGCAGCCUAUUACCCGGCAGGACCUUUUCUCCCUUCUUGAACGCUACUGCAACCCGUCGCUGGACAUUCUCGCGCUCAGCGCAUGCCAAGUCGCUUGUGGGAUUAAUACGCCACGCGAUCUCCAUGCUAAGGGCCUAGACGAGCCUACUUGGCUUCAGCGGUCUAUGUUCAGUACUCUGUAUUGGGCCCCCUCGACAACGAUGACCUCUACUAAUGGCGGCAUGCACGGCCAGGAGAACGUGCGCGACUAUCGACAGGCGUUUAUCGAGGCGGCGAGCUCUUCUGAAGCUGGCCAAGUCGUGGCUGAAGCCCUAGUAGCCAAGAUAGCACGGAGUAUCUCGCGGGUCACAACGGGGGAUGCCGAAGUUGAUGCUAGCCAACCGAUCGUGGCGUAUGGGGUUGACUCUCUACUUGCAGUUGAUUUGAGAGGGUGGCUUCGCAAGAUCUUUCAGGCCGAUGUCCCUACGUUCGAGAUUCUGGGAGGCACCAGCUUUGUAGCGAUGGGGGCGACGGUUGUGAAUAGGAGCGGGUUGAGAAAGGAAGGGAAUUCAAAUCCAGUGAAGAUGACACAUUGA